Rhagoletis zephyria (snowberry fruit fly) is the source of this 1683-nucleotide messenger RNA. It is a transcript of the gene Bcat, whose product is annotated as Branched chain amino acid transaminase. Gene Ontology annotation, biological process: L-valine biosynthetic process; L-leucine biosynthetic process. Gene Ontology annotation, cellular component: mitochondrion. Gene Ontology annotation, molecular function: branched-chain-amino-acid:2-oxoglutarate transaminase activity. NCBI's taxonomy places the organism in Eukaryota, Metazoa, Arthropoda, Insecta, Diptera, Tephritidae. The record is from RefSeq and is a predicted model, not a curated record.
GAUAUAUUCCGCAAUCAACAUCGACUCAUACGCUUCAUUGAGCAAUCCAUACGUUUGUGCAGUAAUCAGUCACUGAAAACUUUACAAAAGCAAGCUAAACAGAAAGCAGAACCUGAAUUUGAGAUCACCGCUUCCAUUUCCGCCCAAUAUACCGUUGCCCCUGAACCUAUCAAGCAUGAUAAAGAUGUUGGCCAACAAUUCGCGGCCGCACAAUUAUCUGUGCGUUUGGCAUCGCCGCAGCAGCUGCAACCGAAACCGGACAGCGAUGAGAUGCUAGGCUUUGGCAGAGUAUUCACAGAUCAUAUGUUGAAAAUCUACUAUCAUCGGAGUUUGGGUGGCUGGCAGCGACCUGAAAUUACACCACUCGAAAAUCUUGUGGUGCAUCCCGCGGCAAAGGUGUUACACUACGCUGUUGAGCUCUUCGAAGGCAUGAAAGCGUAUCGAGGUGUUGAUGGCAAAAUCCGUAUUUUCCGGCCCAACAUGAACAUGAAUCGCAUGAAUGUUGCCGCCAAUCGUUCCGGUCUACCCACAUUCGAAGGUGAAGAAUUCAUCAAAUGUCUUUCCCGCCUCAUAUCAAUCGACUCUGAAUGGGUGCCACAUACCGAAGCUGCCAGUUUAUAUAUCCGCCCCACACUGAUCGGUAUCGAUCCGAUGCUUGGUGUCGCCUCCUCAGAUUCUGCCCUGCUCUACACAAUCCUCAGCCCUGUGGGUAGUUACUUCAAAGCCGAUAACGAUGGUGCAGUCUCACUGCUCGCGGAUCCACGCUACACAAGAGCGUGGCCCGGCGGCGUGGGUAAUCGUAAAAUGGGAUCCAACUACGCACCUACGAUCUAUGUACAAAAAGAGGCUGCCCAAAAGGGACUCCAACAAGUAUUGUGGUUGUAUGGCGAAGAUCAUCAACUAACCGAAGUUGGCACAAUGAACAUAUUCAUGUUCUACGCCAAUGAAAAAGGAGAAAAAAUACUAGUCACACCCCCACUCAAUGGUCUAAUCCUGCCCGGUAUUACCAGAGACUCGAUCCUAGCGCUAGCCAAACAAUGGGGCAAAUUUGAAGCACGCGAGGAAGUGAUUACCAUGUCACAAGUCUGCGAGCUGCUUAAUCAAGGAAGACUAUUGGAAAUGUUUGGCACUGGUACCGCCUGUGUUGUUAGCCCCAUCAACCGAAUUAACUACAUGGGUACGGAUUUGUACAUUCCCACUAUGGAACAGGAGAAACCCAUUCAUGAAACGAUACGUAACACACUAACGGGCAUUCAGUAUGGCAAAAUAGAGCAUCCGUGGGCGGUGACCAUAGAAUAACUAAGUAUGCAUUCGGGCGCAUGGCAAAUACAGUGCAGCACCACCAUAAUUUUUCAACUGAAGUUGAGAGAUUCUUGGCAAAGGAAUCUGUAUUAAUAGUUUUUGUGUUUUUUUUUUGGUCAUGAAUAGCUUCACUUGCUACAUAUGACUACUUACUAAAUACUUAUGAAGCUUAUGGUAUGGACUUUGUAAUGGUUACUAUGUAUUCUACUUGGGAUAUGGAAAACUCGAAUUUGAAAAAGUUUUCUAACCAAAUAUUAUAUUUGUGUUUAGGACUUUUCGCACACCAGAGUCAAAUGCUCUUAAGUACUAUGUAUGUUAAGGUGGUUCUUAAAAUAUCAACAUCUAAAUUUUGCUCUAGAUAGAAAUUGAAGACAUCCACGA